Acanthopagrus latus (yellowfin seabream) is the source of this 3534-nucleotide messenger RNA. RefSeq names its product activating transcription factor 7b (gene atf7b). The transcript has 12 exons. The record is from RefSeq and is a predicted model, not a curated record. Lineage: Eukaryota; Metazoa; Chordata; Actinopteri; Spariformes; Sparidae. Gene Ontology annotation, biological process: regulation of transcription by RNA polymerase II. Gene Ontology annotation, molecular function: cAMP response element binding; DNA-binding transcription factor activity, RNA polymerase II-specific. Bases 201 to 1790 code for a protein of 529 amino acids.
UGGCAGGCAUAUUUGGCCCAGAGUCUGUGGUGAGUGCGUUCAGGAGAUUUAACUGAUGUGUGACACUUACUACAACGGAAAUAUUUGUAUAGACGUGGUGUAAAGGUGGCUUAAUAAUGUAGAAAUCGCUGGAUAUUUUCCCGACGUCGAUCCUGUUACGUAACACCGUGCCCAGUUCCAGCUCUCGCGGUGUUUUGCUAAUGGAAGUGAGUGUCAACAAGGGCCAGGCAGCAGCAGCAACACAGCAGCACUGUCCGGAGCAGGGAGGGAGGAGUGAAGAGGCUGUUCAAACGUCGGAACAUUUGUCUGAGAUGGGGGAUGAUCGUCCAUUUGUAUGCACUGCCCCCGGAUGUGGGCAGAGAUUCACAAAUGAAGACCACCUGUCAGUCCACAAACACAAGCAUGAAAUGACAUUAAAAUUUGGUCCUGCCAGAACAGACUCUGUCAUCAUUGCAGACCAGACCCCGACACCUACACGUUUCCUGAAGAACUGUGAGGAGGUUGGGCUAUUCAAUGAGCUGGCCACCUCCUUUGAGCAGGAGUUUUGCAAAGCACACGAAGACGACCAGAGGACAAAACACCCGGUGAGAAAAAGGGCUGCACCUUUACAAACACCAUCUGAAGUUAAAGUUGAAGAUGAGGGACCUUUACAAGUCGAUUCUUCCUCUCCUGGAAGUCCAGAUUCCUCAUCCAGCAUGUCAGAUGAUAGCAGAAAUUCAAGGGUGAGAGGCAAGGAGAUUCCUACAAAGCCUGUGGUGAGCUCAGCCCCCACUCCAACCAUUGUGCGUCCAGGUUCUCUUCCCCUGCACUUGAGUAAUGAUGCACUUCACCCAACUCUGCCCUCUCCAACUUCUGUCAUCACGCAAGCUCCACCCUCCAACAGACAGCUCAGCUCCCCAACGAGCGCGUAUCCAUUGGUAAGGCAUCUCCCCAAUGGGCAGACAGUCCCUCUUCUGCCCAGUCCUGUUCAGAUGACCUCAGUUAUAUCUCUUGCGAGGCCAGUGAACUCAGUGCCUAACAUCCCUGGGAUUCCAGGACCUCCAGUUGGUGGGGCAAGCAGUGGGUCAUCCUCCCCAUCUGGAUACAGUAUGAAUUCUGAGACGAGGAUGCGGCUGAAAGCAGCUCUAACUCAACAGGGCUCAGGGGUACAGGAUGGGGCUGGUGGGGGGGCAGGGUCCAUCCCUGCCGUCCCCCAGCGGCAGGAACAGAGCCAGCAGCCCUCUCAAAACUCUGAUGCACCAUCACCUGCCCAACCCCAGGUGUCCCCUGCACAGCCAACAGGAGGCCGCCGGCGGCGAGCUACAGAGAUGGACCCUGACGAAAGGAGGCAACGCUUCCUGGAGAGGAACCGUGCAGCCGCCUCGCGCUGCAGGCAGAAACGAAAGUUGUGGGUGAACUCUUUGGAGAAGAAGGCAGACGAUCUCGCCAACAUGAAUGUCUCCCUGACGAAUGAAGUAAGCCUACUGAGGAAUGAGGUGGCACAGCUGAAGCAGCUCCUCCUGGCCCACAAAGACUGCCCUGUCACUGUAAUGCAGAAGAAGGCAGCUUUCCUAGCUGCAGGAGGAGAGGACACCUCCAGGGAUACAUCCACUGAACCCAUCGGCUCCCCAGCGGCAGUUAUCCAGCACGGGCCGUCACCCCCCGCCUCAGCCUCCAGUCCAGGGGCCACCAUCAAUGGACUGAGCGUCCGCGCUGCAGAGGCGGUGGCUAUGUCGGUCUUGGCCGGCAUGGGAUCAGGCCAGCCGGGAGGAAUCGACAUGGCAACGCAGUCACAGUCAGCCCCAAGAUGAUGUGCUGACGCAGGCAGUCAGUAUAAACUUGAGUGGCAUUUGGAGGCCAGACUGGUGCAAAGUGUUUGAAAAGAGGGACCCGCCCUCAACCCCAACCCCAGACUCAGAUACUCUCCUCCACUCACAGCCAAUGAUAAUCACACAAAGACAUGGCACAGUGCCUCCGUCAGACCCUACAGUCCCUGUUCAGAGAAGCUUCGUCACGCUCUGUAUGUAAAUAUGAAUAACACGUUGGACACUCACUCUGCAGGGUUUGGGGCCAUUUCUUGUUCAGUUGUAAAAGGUUUUAGAUUGGGAUGAAAAUAUGAAUGAAAUAAUGUAUCAUUUAUUUUCCUUUCACUUAAAAAUGCAGCUUAAAGUCCAACUUUGUCCCACACACUGGCUGUGAUGAGGUUGGUUGCUUUCCAGGCUGACAGUUUUACUUGUAUUUUUCAAUUGUAAGAAAAGAUUUUUAUGCCUGAUACUGGUCGUUGACCUCAUGUUUUGCUGAUGUAGUGAAAGUGCGUACCGUGAGAGAUUUGCUGGCGUAUUGCAGUAAAAGUCAGCCUGGGAAAUGUUUCUAAUGCUCUUUAUUUGUUUACUUUUCAACCUGUCCUUUAGUUCUUUCUAUAUGUUUCCCUUUUGAGUUAAAUUUCUCAAAUACACGUGACGGUUUAGUCAGCCGAGUGCAUAACAAACCAAAUUGUAGUUGUGUACACAGUUUACCCUGUGAGUGUGUGCCUGACUUUUUUACCACCCUUUUUAAGCCAUUUGGAAUGGAUGUCAUGCCAUUAGUUGUGUAUGUAUCAAACCCUAUUGACUGCAUGGAUUUCUCAAGACUGAAGAAUACCACUGUUUGUGCUUCAUCUUACUAUCACUGCUGAUUGAUCUGCUUUUCUUCUGUUUUAUAUUAUGAAAUUAUUGAUGCAAAAACUGUCCUUGUUAUGUAAGGAUUCCAUCCUCAGUCCUAAUGUAACACACUUGAAAUGGUUAGCUUUAGAAGGCCUUUAAAUGAUAAUCAAACAUAAUAGAUUUAAAAUCAUUUACCCUGGCAUUUCAUUUGAGGAAAGAGUAGUGCAAUAUAUUUUUCUAUUGAAUAUCAAUGUUCUUGCAUUUAGCUGAUGUGUGUAGCCCAGCCGCUCAGAGGGGUUUGGUGUAUUUCAGUGGAAAGCUAAAGUUAUGAGGUGACCAGAGAAAAUGUGAAGAUGAGUGCUCUUGAAUGAAUGAGAUUGGUGAUUAGAACACAUCUGUAGAGAAAUACAGAUGUCCUAGUCCUGGAUGCUUUCCAACAUUUGAAAAGCUGUCUUGUAUCAUGAAGUAGACUUAAUACUUGUGCAAGGUGCUUCUUUUGAAAUUUAAGUUUUGAAAAGCAGAUUGUUUUAUACCGCAUUGUACUUCCAAGUCUGUCAUGUUGUUUUCCCCCUUGUCACUGUGUGUGUGUGUGUGGGUUUCUUUUUAUUUUUUACAACAUGUCAUUGUUUUUAAGAUGUUCAUUUUUCUCUAUCGGCAUGUUAGGCUUUGUUUUUUCCAUUGCGUGAUAGUGUGUCCCUUUUAUUUUGUUAAGAGGAUAGGUAUGUCUCUUAUUUGUUAAACAGAGAUUGACCCACAUGGAAAACAAAAAAAACGUCUCAAAAAUCUCUGUAUGGAGUGAGUUUGUCAAAUACUCAGGCCUCAAGAUGGGAAAAAAUACUUGUGUAUAGUCUCAACUAAUGAAUAAGUUGUCUCGGGCAAAUAAUAAAAUAAAUUAAUGAAAAAUAAAAGCUCA